Molecule: messenger RNA, 1281 nt
Organism: Hemibagrus wyckioides
Lineage: Eukaryota; Metazoa; Chordata; Actinopteri; Siluriformes; Bagridae
Product: transforming protein RhoA-like
Exons: 5
Coding region: 112-693 (193 amino acids)
Biological process (GO): cell migration; stress fiber assembly; small GTPase-mediated signal transduction
Cellular component (GO): dendritic spine; cleavage furrow
Molecular function (GO): GTPase activity; GTP binding
Source: RefSeq, a predicted model, not a curated record
CGCAGUGCUAAUCGGGCAGGAGUUCGCGGUAGUGACAGUUGCGCCGUUGUGCUUGACGCUUUGGGUGGGAGAGACCGGAAAAACUCGCUCGCUAAGCAUCAAACACAAGAAAUGGCAGCAAUCCGUAAGAAGCUGGUGAUUGUUGGAGAUGGCGCGUGCGGGAAGACGUGCCUCCUCAUCGUCUUCAGUAAGGACCAGUUCCCUGAGGUGUACGUGCCCACCGUGUUCGAAAACUACGUGGCUGACAUCGAGGUGGAUGGCAAACAGGUGGAGCUGGCACUGUGGGAUACAGCAGGACAGGAAGAUUACGAUCGUCUCCGUCCUCUCUCGUACCCCGACACUGACGUCAUCCUCAUGUGUUUCUCCAUCGACAGUCCUGACAGUCUCGAGAACAUUCCAGAGAAGUGGACUCCUGAGGUGAAACAUUUCUGCCCCAAUGUCCCCAUCAUUCUGGUGGGCAACAAGAAGGACCUGCGCAACGACGAACACACUCGCCGUGAGCUAGCCAAGAUGAAGCAGGAGCCAGUGAAGGCGGAGGAGGGCCGCGACAUGGCGAAUCGGAUUUAUGCCUUCGGCUACAUGGAAUGUUCGGCCAAGACGAAGGACGGCGUGCGGGAGGUGUUCGAGAUGGCCACCAGGGCGGCGCUGCAGGCCAGGAAAGGCAAAAAAGGCACCAAAUGCCUCUUACUGUAAAACAAACGGGACUCUGCGCUCAUUAUGCAGGGUGGGAGGGGCUGAACAUAAGCCACACCCCCUUUGGCCUCCCCAGUCAGCCUGCCUGAAAUGACUGUGCUCAACCGUUAAACCGUUUUUUGUUUUUUUAAAUUUACGUCUUUUAAGCGAAACCAUUAACGGCUAGUUAUGGAAGUUUUUGUUUUUUGUCAGUAUUUAAAGCAGCAGAUCAGGAGCUACGCUGUUCUAUUGUACUUUUACACAAACACACACCCCUUAUCAUUAAAUUCGCCAUAUAAAUGCGUGCCGAGUCGACGGUAAAAGGAGAAACGUCGGAGUCGUGUAUUUGCUAAAUGUUCGCAUCAGUGAUGUUUCACUGUGACCGAUAGCCCCUGCAGUUAUUUUGGAUUAUGAAUAUGCAAUGAAGAUGAAAAAAAAAAAGAUCAGGACCAAUGUGCAGUACAGAAAGGACACCAGAGUCUGUGUGUUUUCUGAAAUGCAUACACUUGGACAAGACUUGAAACUUUUUUUUUUGGUUUUUCUUUCUUUCAAAUCAAGCAGAAACCUAAUUUGGUAUCUUUGUGUAUUAAAGAAAAACUUUUUAGGAAA